AUGGGUCAAGAAGACGACGAAACGACGACGGCAACGAUCAGCAACUCGAUCGCAAAGAGCUUGGAGGUCAUAACCAAUGUGGCCUCCAAAUCCAAAAACCUAAGUGGUCCCUUCAUUAAGGCCCUCAAAAUGGCCACGAUGGAGAUUAGGGAAUCCACUGCGACGUUACUGAGUCGUACGAGAACGGAGGAAACGAGGGCUCUUGAGGCGGCCAAUGCCCGUCUCUCAAAAGAGCUCUCAGACCUAAGAGAGGAGCUCUAUAAUGUGAACACGCCAAGUAAAAACCGAAACAAACAAUGA
This is a messenger RNA of Danaus chrysippus (African queen), 300 nucleotides long. The record is from the annotation of a GenBank genome assembly. Lineage: Eukaryota; Metazoa; Arthropoda; Insecta; Lepidoptera; Nymphalidae.